AUGGGCUGGGGCCGAGUCAUCCAGGACUCCGACGAGGACGAGCCUCUGGGAGAAGACGUCGCCAUUGAGGCGUCGGCUCCACACGACGCUGGUCAGGAGCAUGUCGACUCACGACCAGAUCUACAGGCUCACGUCCACCACAAUGCAGCGGAACAACAAGCAGACUACCCGAUCGAGCGCAGAGCAGAGCGCGAUACUCCGGCCCCGGUUGAGCCUGAAAUGAACAUCAACUUUGACCAAUUCCUGCAGUCCCAGGACACGACACACUCGGCUCCCACCUUAUCGCAGCAGCGUCGAGAGGAACGUUGGAUUCCUUCGGCGACAGAGGGUGGAAGCGGAUCAAUUGGAGCAAUGCUCACUGAAAUCGGCCAUGCUCAGCGUCGAUUGAUCGAGGACGAUGUUCCCAGUGCGGAUGACCAUCUGCCCUCGACCAGUUCCGGUCUUCCCAGCGAGAUCUCGCAGCCUGGGUCAUACCCUAUGAUGGAGAGCUUUGGCCUCCACCAGCAGCGAUGGAGAGAAGAGCAUCAUUACGAUCAGGCUUUUUUGCAACCUCCCUUGCAGGUGGAGGCCUCUUGCUCGGACACGCAGCCCUUCGAGCCAACGCCCGUACAGGGUAACGAAUUGGACUGCACGCCGGUAACUAAAAGCAAUGUGGCGUUUCCAAGCGGCGAGCGAAACCCGCAGCCGAUGUCCGUGGCCGUCAACACAACCCCCGGCCCACAGAACGACGACCAGAUGCCAAUCAAGACAAUUCAACGGUCUCGAUCAAUGCAACCACAAACGUGGUCCCCUCACGAUACGCAACCGCUAUCACCGGUGCAUUCUCCGGGAGUGAGCAGGUCCAGAAGUGACAAUAUCACAUCCAGUCUGGUUUCCCCGCAGCACUCUGAGCUCAGUGCACAUGAUGAAUUGGCUUUACCUGGACCGACGCCGACAAUUAACCUCGAUAGCCCCGCCGUCAGAAAGCCCGAGCGUGGUCGCCCCAAGAAACAGCCUCUUCAUGCCGAAGACGACGAGGAAGACGAGCUCGCAGCUGCUGCGCCGCGCGACUAUUUUACCGCUCGAGUAUGGAUGGCAGGAGAGAGACAACGACCCGAAUCCUCCCUGUCUAGGAAGACAGAAAUCUUCAACCCGGACCCGGAACAUGUCGAGACAGACGGUGGACUCCAAGACAAGCCCAGACAUACCCCCGGACUGAUGGUCGUUUUACCCGUUGUCUUUGACGAAAAAUCCCGGACUGGCAAGGUCAAAGACCCACGCAAGUCACAAGACACUGCAUCACCGAAACCAUCCAAGCAGAAAAAAGCCAAACGAAGCAAGACUGCCUCAGAGGUCCUCGACAAGCCUACAAGGAUGCACGCAACAGACGACGACGAUAUCAUUUUGAUGGGAUCUACCUCUCUCCAAAUCAAGCAGGACAACGUCAAAGAUGGCGCGCACGAUUCACCCCUUGAGCUGGACCCCAACCAACCUCCCGCGGAAGAGAACCCAGGCCCGAAAAGACGCGGCCGCAAACGAAAACAGCCCGCUGAUCCUCCGUCCGCACCAGACUCGGAUUCCACCACGCCUGUCUCCAAAGAGCCACAAGAUCAACAAGAUCAACCUAGCAAAAAUACAGCUGAAUUUUCCUCUAAUCCUAUACCCAAGAUGGAAGAGAACCAAUUAUUCGUCCCUUGGGAGUCACCGGUCCAAACCAAGAAAACCGCCGUUGAAAACAACCAUCCCGCUCCAAAGGAAGCCACUCCUGCGGCUAAUACUUUCGUACCAAAUACGCCUCAAAGAAUGGAAAGCAGAGAGAGUGAUCCACAGACAGCCCGCGCUUCAAAUAAGGGACCGGCUCGACAUAGCCCGAUCUUGUCCACGACCAAGGUGCCCUAUCGAGUUGGGUUGAGUAAACGGGCGAGAAUCGCGCCGCUGUUAAAAGUCGUGCGCAAAUGA
Penicillium oxalicum is the source of this 1938-nucleotide messenger RNA. RefSeq lists its product as uncharacterized. The record is from RefSeq and is a predicted model, not a curated record. The coding region runs from base 1 to 1938 and encodes 645 amino acids. The transcript is spliced from 2 exons. Lineage: Eukaryota; Fungi; Ascomycota; Eurotiomycetes; Eurotiales; Aspergillaceae.